Hemibagrus wyckioides is the source of this 2790-nucleotide messenger RNA. RefSeq names its product serine protease FAM111A-like. The record is from RefSeq and is a predicted model, not a curated record. The transcript is spliced from 3 exons. NCBI's taxonomy places the organism in Eukaryota, Metazoa, Chordata, Actinopteri, Siluriformes, Bagridae. The coding region runs from base 166 to 1980 and encodes 604 amino acids.
GAUGACGUCACGUCAGGAGUUUCGGGAUAGCGAAAGCACCAGGAGCCAAUCAGAUGGGAGGAUUUUGGCGCGUUCCUCGGAAGCGGUGUGUGCGCGAGCUGCUCUUCUCCACACUAAUCUGAGGUAGACUAAACUCCGUGUUUAAUCUGAAGUAAAAAGUUAAGAAUGGAUAAGUGUUAUAAAACAGAGGGAGAGGAGAGUGGACCGGACACGGACACCACUGCGAUAAAAAGAGAAAAUCAUGGGCACACUUUCAGAUUCCAGUAUGAAAGAGAGAGGUACACAGUGACCUGUAAUGCCCUGAUGACCAUCCUACAGAGACUUCAGAGAGACCCCACCAUUAAAUCCAUUUGUAACAAAAACCAAAAUAAAGAAAUGGUCAUCAGGAGAGAGCAAAUGCCCAGAGCUGCUGUGACACCACAUUUCCCGUGCUGUCUGCUCAAAUCCGACGAGCUUCUGGACAUCAAGUUCAUCAAACCAGGUGGAAACAGCGAUCCAGGGAAGACACCAAAACUCGCUGUCCACUCAGCUGAAAAUCUGAUGUGUUUCUAUGUUCAGACCAGAGGUGGGAAAAAUAUCCGCAAGGUGAUGAAGAGUAAUGAGCUGAAGAGCACGGUGGAUUCCGUGUGUGUGUAUGCAGUGAAAGGGGAAAAAGUGAAAGUGGCACUGAAACGUGAUGGACGAUUUAACAGUGUGAUCUUCAGAAAAGGAGCUCUCUAUGAGUGGGAAACCAAGAGCACCAUGAAUCUCUCCAAUCUCGUUGAUGACAUGGAUGGAAAACAUUUUCAGAUUACUGUCUCUCCUCACCCAACAGGCAGCCAGGAGUCGAGCCAGGAAAUGAGUCAGGAGCCAGAAGAAACAGUGAAGGAUGAAAAUAGUGCAGCUCCUGAAACUCCUCAAGAAGAAAAACCCAACCCAAAUUCCACCAACGCUCAAGUGAAGAAAACGGAGACUCCACAGGAAGAAAAGAUGUGGAGAAUAUACCCAAACACGAAAGAGAUCCCAAACACAGGGGAGAUCCUGAGUCUCCUGCGAGAGCAGCAUGGACAGCUGUUGAAGACGCUGCAAGAGCGACAAAACGUGAAGAAGUUCUUUAGAGAGGAGUAUGAUAAAAGCAUUCAGAGCUUCUCGGAGGUGAAGAAAGUGAAAGAGUUGAUGGGUUUAUCCGACUCUGUCUGCCAGCUCUGCUUUAAGAGUUCUGCUGUUGGAACCGGAUUUCUGCUCUUUGACAAAUUUGUCCUGACCAACGCACAUGUUGUUGAAGACUUAAGAAACGAACUAACAGCUGUGUUCCAUCUUGAAGACAUGAGCUCUGUAAGAAACGUGAUCCCAGUGGAGGAGAACGUUGUUGCUUUUAGGAGGGGAAAAGAUGAGAUGGGGAACUAUCUGGAUUUUGCUUUGCUGGAACUGAGCGAUGAUCCAAAAGUUCCAGAAUUGCUGGAGCGUUAUAGUGCUCCACCUUCCAGGGGUGCUGUCUGCAUUAUUGGACACCCAGGGGGUGGAGUCAAACAAAUGGACCCCUGUUUUAUUAUUGCAAAAGAUGACAUUCCACAAGCAUUCGACAGAUACUUUAAAGAGAACCAAAGCCUUCCCAUCUUUCAUGUUAUAAAACAUCAGUACUGGGCUGAGGACAAGGAAAUCCGUAAAUCCCAGAUCAAUUACCAUUCCUGUUUCUUCCAUGGAUCAUCAGGCUCUCCUCUGUUUGACCAUCACUGCAACUUGAUCGGUGUUCACACUGGUGGAUAUACUUAUGAAGGAGAAAGAAAUAGAACGAGGAGUGUGAUGGAAUACUCAUUGCCACUGCUCCCCAUUCUGGUGCAUAUCUUCAUACAGUGCAGCUCUAAAAAAAGAAAAGAUAGUAGUAAUUCAGUACAUGAUAAAGUAGUUCAGUACUUCGAGUCCCAAAAAAACCUGAAGUAUGUUGUUAAUAUAGCAAAAGAACAGCUAGAGAGGAAUCCUCAGCCCAUGGACACUUCAUAAUGAUCAUGACAUCAUUAACCACGCUGAUGACAUCAUCAGUUCUCCUCAUUUUUAUUCCCACUAAUGACACUGAGAGUCCUGAAAUAUCACGUGGGAUUUAAGCAUCAAAAGGAUGGAAAAAACUUAAAGGUUUUCUACGAGCGAUUCAUCUUCAACAUCCAGAAAUCAGUGAUUACAGCCAUUUAUUUCUUCCUCACUGGGACUGCCUUCAUCUUCAUCGUGGUUCAGUUUAUAUUUAGUUUACUUUUUGUUUUUCUCUUCUUGCUAUCACUGGAGAUUCUAGCAUUUCUUUAUUGUAAUGUUUUCUCUUUAAUAAUUUCUUCAUAACUGUAACAGAUUCAUUUGCUGUUGUUUUGCUGGUGAAGAUGUGAGAGGGUCAGAAGGUGUGAGAGGGUCAGAAGGAAUGAAGUGUAACUUUUCUCUAUAUUCAAUUUCCUGCAUGAUGCUUCAGUCUUCAUUUGUAUAAUCACUGUAGACAGAAUAAGAAAAUAAAAUGAAUGAUGGGAAAUUACUCCGAGGGUCUGCUGAUGUUGUUCUCUGAUUAUUUGAUGAGGUUAAAUGUAGAUCUUUGUGUCACAUUCAUGCUGUUAGCACUGUGUUAUUUCAGUUUCUGCUCAGCACAAAGCUCACAGCAUCGUACUGUAUAAACCGUACAGACAGAUCCGAGGAGUCCUGACAUUUCAUCCUACUCCUCAGAUUGUCCAGCGUGCAUGUGCACAUCAAUUUCAUGUCAAGCCAUCUAACACCAGUGAUCAUAUUCAUUUCUACAUAUUUGUACUAAUCUACACUGUAUAGCCAAAAGUAUUGGGA